Fraxinus pennsylvanica is the source of this 996-nucleotide messenger RNA. The record is from the annotation of a GenBank genome assembly. NCBI's taxonomy places the organism in Eukaryota, Viridiplantae, Streptophyta, Magnoliopsida, Lamiales, Oleaceae.
AUGGGAGGCAAUGACUUGAACGGAGGAAUUCCUGACGCACUGGGAAAAUUAAAGAAGUUGCAAAAGCUGAAAAUUAAUAGCAGUAAUCUAACCGGGUCAAUUCCUGUCACCCUUUGUGAGUUGGGACGUCUUUUUGAACUGAAUUUGGAGAACAAUCAGCUCUCUCAUCCACUACUGGGGUGCUUGGGAAACAUUAGUUCAUUACGAAAAAUUUAUUUAGGUCACAACGAAUUGACUUCAGUUGAACUAUCAGCAUUAUGGACAAACAAGGAUCUUCAAAUUGUUGACUUGUCUUAUAAUAAUCUUAAUGGUUCUCUGGGUUCAGAAAUCGGCAGCUGCAAAGCUAAUACAACUAGAUCAUCGAGCAAGACUAGAGUUUUGAAAUAUGUUUUACCAUCAGUUGCAUUGGUAAUAAUCCUUACCAUUAUUAUGAUUUGGUUAACGACACGUUGCAAUAGAAAAACAGUUCUUGCAUCUCAGUCUAGUUCACUCAUCACCGUUAAGAGGAUUUCAUAUUAUGAUAUUCAUAAAUCUACCAACAACUUUGAUGAUGAGAAUUUGAUUGGUAGAGGCAGUAUUGGUUCAGUAUACAAAAGAACAUUUUUCGAUGGAAUGAUUGCUGCUAUUAAGAAAUCUUGUCAAUCAGUUGCAUUGGUAAUAAUCCUUGCCAUUAUUAUGAUUUGGUUAACGACACGUUGCAAUAGAAAAACAGCUCUUGCAUCUCAGUCUAGUUCACUCAUCACGGUUAAGAGGAUUUCAUAUUAUGAUAUUCAUAAAUCUACCAACAACUUUGAUGAUGAGAAUUUGAUUGGUAGAGGCAGUAUUGGUUCAGUAUACAAAGGAACAUUUUUCGAUGGAAUGAUUGCUGCUAUUAAGGUUUUUAAUUUGAACUUGGAAACUGCAAACAAGAGCUUUGAUACAGAGUGCAACAUGUUGUGCAACAUUCGUCAUAGAAAUCUUGUCACUGGACUUGGAAGGUGCAAACCACAGUUUUGA